Messenger RNA from Nanorana parkeri, 1901 nucleotides. RefSeq names its product leucine rich repeat containing 40 (gene LRRC40). Bases 76 to 1893 code for a protein of 605 amino acids. The record is from RefSeq and is a predicted model, not a curated record. The transcript is spliced from 15 exons. NCBI's taxonomy places the organism in Eukaryota, Metazoa, Chordata, Amphibia, Anura, Dicroglossidae. Gene Ontology annotation, molecular function: protein binding.
UCUAGUGGUGGCGGUCGGGCGGUGACCGGUCUAGGCGGGUUCCGCAGUUUGAAUGCACGUUGUGUCACCCCGGACAUGUCUCGGUUUGCUCGGGGAGACCGAGCUCCGAAUCCUCGGGCCGGUUUCCGGGACCAGAGGGAAAAGGAGCCGCCCGUUCCCCAGGGAUUGAUUAAGGCGGCUCGGAAGAGCGGGCAGCUGAACCUGUCUGGCAGAGGCCUUACCGAAGUUCCGGUGAGCGUCUGGCGGAUGAACGUGGACCCCCCGGAGGAGGCGCACGCCAACGUCGGCUUUGAUGGGACGGACCGAUGGUGGGAACAGACAGAGCUGACCAAGCUGAUCCUCGCCUCCAACAAACUGCAGUCCCUCUCUGAGGACAUUCGCCUGCUGCCCGCCAUGGUGGUGUUGGAUGUUCAUGACAAUCAGAUUUCGGAACUUCCCAGCGCGAUCGGGGAGCUGGUGAACCUUCAGAGGCUGAAUAUCAGUCACAAUAAGCUGAAGAGUCUUCCCGAAGAGCUAGCACAGCUACAGAACAUCAAGAAUCUUCUUCUCCAUCACAACCAAUUGGAGGAGGUACCGAACUCCCUGGGACAGCUGAUCGCUCUGGAGGAACUGGACUUCUCCAAUAACAACCUAAGGAGUGUCUCCAGCUGCCUUGGUGCCCUGACCAACCUCACCCGGCUCAACCUAUCCAACAACAAGCUGAAGGUCCUUCCUCCAGAGAUCAGCCGCAUGAAGAGUCUCCGUCAGCUGGACUGCACCUCCAACCUGCUGGAAGACAUCCCUCCUUCCCUGGCUGGUAUGGACUGCCUGGAGCAGCUGUUCCUGAGGCAGAACAAGCUGACCUUCCUGCCACAGCUGCCCAACUGCAAACUACUCAAAGAUCUGCAUGUUGGGAACAACCAGAUAAACACAGUGAGCGCCCAGCACCUGACGCACCUCACUUCCCUCUGUACCCUCGAGCUGCGGGAUAACAAGCUGAAGAGCUUACCGGAUGAGAUAACGCUGCUGACAGGACUGGAGAGGCUCGAUCUCGCCAAUAAUGACCUAGGCAGUUUGCCGAACACCCUGGGAAAUCUUCCGAAAUUGAAAUCCUUACAGCUGGAGGGUAAUCCGCUGAGAGGGAUUCGUAGGGAUGUACUGAAUAAAGGCACUCAGGAACUUCUAAAGUAUUUAAGAAGCAGAAUACAAGUUCCAGAUUCAAAGAAUGAAGAAAACACAAGUCCUGUGGUCACGGCUAUGACGCUCCCGAGCGACUCCCUGGUUAAUGCACAUGCAUUGUCUACACUGAAGACCUUGGAGUAUAGUAACAAGCAGGCCACCACCAUUCCAGAUGCCAUUUUCGAUGCUAUUGGCUCCUGCCCCGUCUCAACACUAAAUUUCAGCAAAAAUCAACUGGCCGAGGUUCCCCCAAGGAUCGUAGAAUUGAAAGAAUCUGUGUGCGACGCCAACCUGGGCUUCAAUAAAAUCCCAGCAAUCACCCUGAACCUGUGCAUGCUACUGAAAUUAAAACAUCUGGAUAUGAGGAAUAACUUUUUGUCUUCACUCCCUGAUGAGCUGGAAGCUUUGACACGACUACAAUCUAUCAUCCUUUCUUUUAACAGGUUUAAAACUUUCCCAGAGGUUCUGUACCGGAUUCCUACGAUAGAGACGAUUCUCAUUAGCACCAAUCAGAUUGGAUCCAUAGAUCCCGAGAAGCUGAUUAAACUGACCAAGCUGUCCACCCUGGACCUCCAGAACAAUGACCUCCUGCAGAUCCCGCCAGCCCUGGGGAACUGUGAGAACUUAAGAGCUCUCCAUCUGGAAGGAAACCCGUUCAGAACGCCGCGGGCGGCCAUAUUGGCCAAGGGAACAGCCGCUAUUCUGGAGUAUCUCCGGAGCCGCAUUGCCACUUGAUAGUGAAG